CAGGUAUAUACACGUCAAAGAGAAGCCCUUCAGAUGUCCGGUGUGCGGCAAAGGGUUCUGCCAAUCCAGGACGUUGUCCAGCCACCGGAGCAACCGGAACUCCAUGUGCCUGGACACGACCAUCCUGCACCAUCAGAACCAUCAGCGGAACGCGGCGAACGCGCGCAGGCCCAAGAUGAUCACGGAUUUCUCCAUCAACUCCAUAUUGAAUUUGUAAACGUCCGUGCAACCGCGUUUAUGUUUUCGUCCCCUCGAAUCUUUUGAUCUCAAGUACAUGGGCGCGUGCGCGUGUGCACGCGACGUAUAUGAAGGCGAAAGACAACACGUUUUAUUAUUAUUAUUAUUAUUAUUAUUAUGUUACGUCGAAUUCGUCCGCGUCUCACUGAACUCGAUACGUUGUAGCGCGCCGAAUGAUCAAUACCGACGCGAAGAUUUAUGAUUAUUAUUGUCAUUACAUAGUUCUGCGUGCCGCCCAUCGAUUCCCGACGUGCAUGAAUUUGCAUCCAACCGGUACGCGAACGCUACGUGUGUCCCCGGGUCUCUCGAAACAACAUAUUUUCAAUUUUACCAGAUCCGUAUCGCAUAUACGUAUACAAUACGUUCUCGCGCGUCUAAUGUGAAUGAAAAAAAAAAAAAAUUUUUUCUCGUUUUAUCGCACGUUUUAUUAUCCCGAUCGGGCGCGACCGCACGACGAGACACGUAGUUUAUUAAGUUUAUUUUGUUUUUUUUUUUUUUUUUACGUCCGAUGCAUAUAAUUUUAUACAUUAUAUUAGCGCCGUGUAAGCAGUAAUAUUUUAUUUUAUUUAUUUUAUUUUUUUUUUUUUGUUUAUUAUUAGUCUUACAACUGUUUUUACCAAAGAUGUUUAGUAAGCCCGCGCGUGCUCCGCGCACGUAUUAUUAUGUAUUACACAAUAUAUAUUAUACCAUUAUCUAAACGCGUGUGUUUUUCACUCGACGCGUACGUCAUCGCGACGAUGUAGAUGUUGUUGUUCCGUAAGUAAACCAAAAAAAAAAAAAAUCCGAUUCUCCCCGCGUUUCGGACUCGUACCGUGUGCGCACGUAACCGUCGGACGAGCAGCUUUGGUCGAAACCGAAAAGAAAAAUGCGGAGCGUGUGGCCGCGAAUAUCGCGUCGUAUCCCCGUGCACGUGCACGCCGCGGCGUUGUUGAUGUUGGUUGCGCGUUCACACCGGGGUCGGCGGACGGGAAAACGCGAGUUGGGUCCCGAGCUGUUUGAUCGCUUAAAAUAAACACGAGUUGGGUCCGCGAUGUCAUUCGAUAAUACUCGAAUUGAGUCCGUCGUAAUUUCCGGCUAUAAGAGUAAUCUGAAUAAUAAUCGGUAAUAUUUUAUCUUACAAUCAUAUUGUAACUUGUCGGUAUGCCGGCACGUGUCAAGGCUAAAAGUCCGUCUAAUAAAAUAUAAAAAGUA
Sipha flava (yellow sugarcane aphid) is the source of this 1428-nucleotide messenger RNA. RefSeq names its product protein odd-skipped-related 2-like. Gene Ontology annotation, molecular function: DNA-binding transcription factor activity, RNA polymerase II-specific; RNA polymerase II transcription regulatory region sequence-specific DNA binding. The record is from RefSeq and is a predicted model, not a curated record. NCBI's taxonomy places the organism in Eukaryota, Metazoa, Arthropoda, Insecta, Hemiptera, Aphididae. Gene Ontology annotation, biological process: embryo development; regulation of transcription by RNA polymerase II. Gene Ontology annotation, cellular component: nucleus.